GCUAAUAUCGUUCAAAUUUAAGGUAAAUGGAAGACUUCCUGUAUCGAGACAAGAAAAUAAGAGAUUUCUUAAGACCCAUUAGAGAGAAAGAGAUCAACCACAUUGUUAGAGAGCUAUGUUUGCUUGGAAUCAAAGUAUUUCAAGAACGCAACAAUGGUAUUGCCCAUUACUCCUUGAUAAAUGUGAAGGAUUGUCUCCGUGAAUAUAUUAAUGAAUGCCAGACAGCAGAGUAUUACAAGAGAUUUUGUAGCAGCACUAUUAAUGAUGAUCACCAAGACAUGCAUGACCUUGAGAAUUCUCGAGCAUAUCCUCAAGACCAAUUUUGUGAAGAGAGAAGCAGACACAUCAAAUCUCAAGGAAAUUUCUGCGAUAGAAGAAUGGAGGAUUUCAGAAGAUCACAGCACUCAAGGACACAUUCUCAUAAAUCGUUAAGAAACAACCAAGGAGAAAUAUACUCGACUCAAGAAGGAAGUCAAGAGAAUGAUCAGGAAGGCAUAAUCAGUGGAGAAGGCAACUUCCAUCAGAGAUCAAGAUCUCAUAGCUAUGGAGAUAAGUCAAGAUCUCCUCCUAUGAAUGAUAGAAGAAUACCUCCUGAUUUUCAUUCACUUAAUGCAGACGCUGGCCCAGAUUUAAGUGCAGUUAUUGAUCAUAGAGUCAGAAGUAAUGAAAAAGACAGAUUAGCUCAAAUUGUUACGACUUUGGACAGAUCAAUGAAGUAUAAUCACGAAAUGCCGUACAAAAGAGGUGCCACCAGCCCGCUUAAAUCAUGCAUUCAAAAUGCAGAAGUAAAGGUCUCAAGAGGAGGUGUGGCUAUAGCUUUUGAUCCAUGGAAACAGUCCAGAAAAAGAAACUCCAAGAGAAACUUACCCCAGCGAAAUGUUGAUGAAGAGUACUUCUAUGACCACAUCUGUGACGAUGAAGAGAUCAGGAUAGCAGACGGACACUUCUUCAACAGCCAAGCUAAAUCAUCUGGCAUUCAGACAAGGAUCGACCCUCAGGUGGAAAAGUUAGCCAGAAGAGAUAUGAAAUUAGCCUUAAAGCAAAGACGCAAAUAUGAGCAUAAAAGAAGAAGAGUCAAAGAAUCUACUAAAAAUAAGAGCGAUAAAUUUUUCAAGAAAAAGAGAAAUAACAAAAGCCCGUACAAGAAUGUUAAGAGUAAAAUCAAGCUAUCAGUAAUGAAGGACAAAUCAAGAGCAAGAGAAAGAAGUGGAUUUAAGCCUAUGAGAAGGCAGACCAGAAGUGUAACAAAAUCAUUCACUCAAAGAGAAGUGGAAAGACCAGUACCUUAUCCUCCAGGUUUUAACCAAGGAAAUACCUUUAAUGAUAAAAAUAACUCAAUGAAUGAGCAUGUCGCAGUAGAUCACUCUAGAACUGCCAUUUUUGGGACAAGAGAGGACCCUUUUAAAAGGAAUCUACAGGAUGCUGAUCAAAGAGAGAAUUCACAAAAGAAUCAAAAUCCUACCUUUGGGAGACAUGAGGGAUCAAAAGAAGAAAUAAGCCAUCAUCAUAGUGCUGAGCACAUCAACUCUGAUCUCAGAGAAAAAGAGCAAGAUAGGGGUCCUUCGAUCCAUAAGUACAGAUCUCUUAGAUGCCCAUAUUCAGGUCUUACCAGGACCUAUACAGACUCUGACUUGGUAAAAUCUCCUGAAAAUCCCAUUCAUUCAAGGUUACCUCUAAGAGGUCCCAUUAUGCCAUACAGAAGAGAAUUUUAA
Moneuplotes crassus is the source of this 1712-nucleotide messenger RNA. The record is from the annotation of a GenBank genome assembly. NCBI's taxonomy places the organism in Eukaryota, Ciliophora, Spirotrichea, Euplotida, Euplotidae.